AUGUGCCUGAAUAUGAAGGCCGUUCACUUCGAAGUCCUUUCGGACUACACGGCGGAGGCGUUUCUGGCGGCUUUGCGACGAUUCACGGCACAUCGCGGUCUUUUUCGCAGCCUUCGAAAUGACUGCGGCACUAACUUCGUCGGGGCCGACGCUCAGCUUCAUGCGUUUUUCACCGCCAGCUAUUCUGAGCAACUAUUCAAUGUUGCUUCAACCCGCCAUCGGCACCACAUUACGGUGGAUCUGUGGGAGGCCGUAAAAUCGUUGAAACUCCAUCUAUAUCGAGUGCUGGGUGAAGCAACGCUCACAUUCGAAGAAAUAAGCAUCCUUCUAGCGCAGAUAGUGGCCUGCCCGAAUUCAAAGCCUCUUCAAACUUUAUCGGAUGAUCUGGAGGACAUGACCGCCUUAAUUCCGGGGCACUUUUUAAUCGGAUCAGCUCUAAACGCAGUCCCCAAACCGAGCUAA
Messenger RNA from Cataglyphis hispanica, 462 nucleotides. RefSeq lists its product as uncharacterized. The transcript is spliced from 2 exons. The coding region runs from base 1 to 462 and encodes 153 amino acids. The record is from RefSeq and is a predicted model, not a curated record. Gene Ontology annotation, molecular function: nucleic acid binding. Lineage: Eukaryota; Metazoa; Arthropoda; Insecta; Hymenoptera; Formicidae.